CUGAAAUGUCAGAAAUACAUUCUUUAAAACUGGAAAAAGUGACUGAUAUAAACAUUUACACCCCAGUGGACCCUAUAGUUUGUUUUGGAUAAUUUUUAUCCAGUGACAAAAUGUUUUGAAAAACUAAACAUGGACCUUUUUCAGACUUAAUGUUAGCUAUUGUUUGUUUUGGUGGAAUUGGUGAAAGGAAUUUUUGACAAAGAAGGUCUUUCUACAGUAAGUAUUUCGGUGGUCUGUAGACAUUUUUCCAAGGCUUAAAAAGAGGUGUUUUAAUGAAUAACUGUUGUUGUUUUUUGGGGGUUGCUCUGGCUGGUUAAUGGUACUGUUUUACUGUGAAGGGCAAACACCUUAUGAAAAGGUUGUGUGUGUGUGUGUGCGAAAAUGAUUGCCUGGAUCAUUGUACGCUGCCUAAAGUGCAGAGAGCAGACUGGCCCAGCGAGGGUUAACAAUAGCAGCCUGUGUUCCCUCCUCCUGACUCUCACUGGCUGAGAAGCAGCGUGAGGAGAACACACACUCUCACUCCACGGAGACCGACUGAGAGACAGACAGAGUGAGCGAGGGGAGGGACUGUGGACGCCUGGGAGAACCAGAUCUCGUAUGCUUCUCGCUGGGGCUUCACCCACUAAACCUCCCUGCUCCUCAUCGUUCCUCACUGCCCUCAUCAACCCAUGGGACUCCAGACUCGGCCGCUCAGCGACCCGUCUCUCACUUCCAUGGCCUGCCUUGAUGUGGAAACCCCCGUUGUGUGCAGGGUCCUCCAGCUCCGCCUGCAGCAGAGGCGCACCCGGGAGCAGCUGGUGGAGCAGGGCAUCAUGCCACCCCUGAAAACCCCCGCCGUCUUUCACGAGCAGAUCCGCAGCCUGGAGAGGGCAAGGACUGAGAACUUCUUGAAGCACAAAAUCCGCAGCAGGCCUCAACGCUCUGAACUGGUCCGCAUGCACAUCCUGCAAGAGACCCACGCAGAGCCCUCCCUGCAGGCCACCCAGAUGAUGCUGAAGAGGGCCAGGUUGGCUGACGACCUGAAUGAGAAGAUCGCCCAGCGGCCUGGACCCAUGGAGCUGGUGGAGAAGAACAUCCUGCCGGUUGACUCCAGCGCCAAGGAGGUCAUCAUCGAUGGUGAGGAGAAACACCCCAAGACACCAGAUGUGUACAACUUUGAAGAGGACAGCAGUGACACCCUGUCCCCCGAGCAACCUGCCAGUCAGGAGUCCCAGAGCUCCUCCGCCUCCCCCAGGGAGCCCAGGGGGACAGAGGCCCCCUCUACCUCCCCUCCCACCAGCUGCGCUCUGCAGUACUGUCCACCUACAUCCCAGUCCGCACCAGAUGUCCUCAAUUUUGCCUCCACCAAUGAGCAGCAAAACAAUCGACUGACAACUGUGCCUCAACCAAUCCCUUCUGUCGCUCCUGCUAAAACAGGGCCUACCCUCAUAAAGCAAAGCCAGCCUAAGACUUCAAGUGACAAGAGCCGCAGCAAAAAGAACAAAGAGUCCAAGCCUCGCGUGAAGAAGCUCAAGUACCACCAGUACAUCCCCCCCGACCAGAAACAGGAGCCCAACGAGGCGCCCAUGGACUCGGCCUACGCCCGCCUACUUCACCAGCAGCAGCAGUUUCUCCAGCUGCAGAUCCUCAGCCAACAGCAGCAGCACUACAACUACCAGGCCAUCCUACCUGCUCUGCGCAAGCCCGGGGAUGAGGCCCAGAGCAGCUGCUCUAGUGUGGCCCUGAAUGGUAGUGGUCUGUCCACUCCCAUUGUGGUGUCUGUUCCCAGUGGCGCCACUGUGCGGCCAAACCAGACCCUGACCAACCGCAAGCCUGGCCAGUUACCUGCCAACCUGGAUGAAAUGAAGGUUGCAGAGCUGAAAAUGGAGCUGAAACUGAGAGGGCUGCCGGUAUCUGGCACCAAGACGGAUCUGAUCGAGAGGCUAAAGCCUUAUCAGGAGAACUGGAGCGCCCAGCCAGCCUCUACCAUGGAGGUGACCGCCCUCACAGAGACACCCCAGCCAGACAACAUGAGCUCCACCCCGCCUGUGUCCCCUGUGCCCUCAGAGGUGUCCAGCCUGGGCAUGGAGGAGGCCGGGACAGUGGACGGUCGCUUUAGGAUGCCAGGGACUCUCUCCCCAGCCUGCCCUGCUUCCUCCGGAACUUCCCCUCACAGAGCCCCUCUGGAGGACAGCUUCAUGGAGACCAGGACAUCCGAGAAGGACCAGCGGCUGCACGAGAAGGAGCGCCAGAUCGAGGAGUUGAUCAGGAAGCUGGAGCGGGAGCAGAAAUUGGUGGAGGAGCUGAAGAUGCAGCUGGAGGUGGAGAAGAAGAUCCAAGGGGCCUCGCAGCCAGAACCUAGCCCACCAGCCCGGGUCAAAGAGGAGAGCAGAGCUUCCCCAAACUGCGCUGCCGUGUGCAGCCUUCCAGCCCUGCCAGCUGUGGUGAAACAAGAGGAGCCUGCAACCCAGCUCCACGCGGCUCCAAUGCCCCAGUUCUUCCUCAGUCAGCAGCAGGUACCUCAGACAGCCCCCAGACAGCCUCAAACCAUGCUGGCGGCCCAGCCUGGAACUCAGAUCCUGCUGCCUGUCUCCCUCCCGGCCUCCUCCACCAACAUCCGUCUCCCAAACAAUGGCAUCAAAUUGCCAGUCAGACAACCAGCCCUCAAGACCACUAUGAGAACUGCAUCUCCAGGCCUCAUCCAGACUCAGGUGCUUCAGAAAACCGAGGCAUCAGUACCUCAACAAAGCACCACUCAUCAACAGCCUCAGACACAGCCCAUGGAGCAGACAGUCCCACUAUGUACCACCUCAGGCUCAGGUUUCCAGAUCAGACCAACACAUGGCCAGGGCCAGAACCAGCGUCAAGGUCAGGCCAUGACAGACAUGACCCAAGGUUUCCUCAACUCCUCUCCAGGGAGCAGGUCCCCUGCCAGGGCCUCGACCAACCAAGCGAUCGCUAACGUGCCCACAAAGACUCCUUCUCCUUGCCAGCCAACCUAUAUCCUGCAGCAGCAGACCUUCAUUAACCAUGUUCCAAAGAGUAAGGACCCACCCCGCUAUGAGGAGGCAGUCAAACAGACCCGCAGCAUGCAGACUGCUGUUCAGGUUCCCAAUGCAACCAGCCAGCACAUGGACGACCUGUUUGAUGUGUUGAUAGAAAGUGGAGAGAUAUCCCCCUUCAGCAGACAGGACCAUCCCUUCCAGGACAAGCUGCUUCCUGUGACAGCCAGUGUCACCACCCUACCGAUUAACACAGUGCUGUCCCGUCCCCCACCCCAGAUCCAUGUGGCCCGGCCACCUGGCCCCACCCGGUCCCCCCCAUCCAGCCUGGUGGCCCUGGCCACAGACAACCAGCUUGAGGCCUUUUUAGACUGCACACUGGCCGGGGGCGCAGAGCCACGGACUCUGAGGUUGAUGGAGGAACUGCACAGCCAGCUGCUCAACAAUCCACAGUCCCCCAUGGACACCAACGAGCUGGGCUUCAAUGACGCCACACCUCCCUCCUCCUACCACCUGCAGGACACCAACCUGGACAACAUGGAGUGGCUGGACCUUACCAUGCCCGUCUCAGCUUCCUCAGGAGUCUUCUCCUCUGAUUUUCUGGACUCCCACGACUUGCAGCUGCACUGGGACUGAGAGACAUGAGUCUCCUUGUGAGAUCACUUAUGAGCUUUAUGUUGUACAAGGUUCUCCAGACUUCACUGUGCUGUCUUACUGCUAAAGCCAGCAGUUCUCAUUCCUCAUUAGACUGAGUUUGCUUGCCCUCUGACCUUAAUACCGCCAAUUCCAACAAAAGUACAGUAUGUACCUAAUAAAGACCCACUCACUUUGAAGAUGGGCUCUCUCUGUAGUGAGGCAGUAAGACCACUGAAUUUCCUCAGUACAUCUUGAGGAAUAAUCAGUCAAAGACAGUAAAAUGGUUCUACCACUGUCACUCCGACCACUGUUUCUUUGUGCUAAUUUACCAUUCUUUCCAUAAUCAUAACGAGGAAUGUAGAUACCUGUGGGGACAUGUUUUGCAACAAAAAUCUUUGGAGGGGGGAGUAGUCAGAAGUGGCAUUAGAGACCACCUGCUUCACACAUCCCUAUACGGCAGCUGUAUAACAAUCAUUCUUGACAUAUUUAAAUGUGGAAUUAGCCAGCAUUACUUGAGAAGAUGACUACACCUACACUGUUGCCUUCAUAGGGGGCAAGGCAGUACAAAUAUGGAUGAACUGUAUGUUUCAUUAUGCUUUUAACCACAAAUUUAACAUCACACCUCACUAUGGAUGACAACCAAGUUUAGUUCCAGCACACGUGAUCAGACAGGGUUUACUUAGGUUAACCUAGUAACCUACUUACUUUGACCUUCUGCCAGAUAGGAAGUCUGAUCCAAACUGAUUACUUAUUAGAUUUAGAUGAGAAUUUAGAAUCCGAAUGAGACUUAAGAGGGGUUUAUGUGAUAUAGGAGAAAUGUGCGUUUUGACAAUGUCAUAGUGCUGCCAGAAAUGGUGCCGUGGCCCAAAUGUGUUGCCAUAGCUGCAUCUCCAUGUGGCUCCCAGCCCGCAUUGAUGUAGAGAAUUAGAGGGACCUAAUGUCAAAACAUUGGAUGACCCAAUUCAAAAUAUUAGUGCUUGAACAGUCCAUUUAACUGAACUUAGACCGAGAUUAUAUUGGUAACACAGUUAGUUUAAAUUAUGUUCACGACUCAAGUUCAUGUUGUAAAAAUGUGAUCAUAGUGACAUCUACUGGCCAAAUAUGAUUGACUUACUUUGCCAAAGAUUUCAUUUACUGUAUAUUUGUAUAUGCUAGAGGCAUUUUACACAUUGAUUGCUACACUCAAAUUAUUUUUUAGAAACCCCAAAUGAUAGAAAACAUAUGUCAAUGAAUAUGACAAUCCAAGCACUUAAAUAUAAAUGCAAAUAAUACUGAGUUUAUAACCAACAACGUUUUGAAAAUGACCUCCUCCUGUCACUGUAUUUCUAGUUGAGCAUCAAUGCCUAAUUUCCCCAUUCAAAUUGUUUUCCAUCUGAAUGAGACUUUCUCAGUAUAGGAAGCAUGUGCUGCAUUGUAAGUAUGUUAUGUUUUGCACAUUGUGUAGAUAUUAUGUAUAUAAAGUAUGUUAUACAUUUUAUACAAAUGUAGCAGAUGUGAGAUCCCCUUGUAAAUAGCCAUAAUGUUUGGGUAAUGUGUUUUCCAUAUUGAAAUGUGUAUAUAGCCUUAUUGUGUCAAUUAAAAUGUACCAUAGACUGUU
Molecule: messenger RNA, 5214 nt
Organism: Osmerus eperlanus (European smelt)
Lineage: Eukaryota; Metazoa; Chordata; Actinopteri; Osmeriformes; Osmeridae
Gene: mrtfbb
Product: myocardin related transcription factor Bb
Exons: 14
Coding region: 669-3617 (982 amino acids)
Biological process (GO): positive regulation of transcription by RNA polymerase II; smooth muscle cell differentiation
Cellular component (GO): nucleus
Molecular function (GO): transcription coactivator activity
Source: RefSeq, a predicted model, not a curated record